GGGAGCAAGUGGACCUAUUUGACUUUAUGAUCCCGUCAGAGAGGGAAUAACUGAGGAUACACAUCAUUGGACACAUGACAUGACCCGUCUGUUGGAAGCAGAGGAAUGUCAAUUUAUUACUUUUUCAUUUUCUAGAUUUUAAGUUGAACACUUUGAAGUGUCCUGUGGCCUCUUUCUGUGGAUUAUUGCAUGCAUCAGUGACCGUGUGUUGCUGAGAUACGGACUACAUGGUCAGACUAAAGUGACUGAAAUAGUCAGCGGGUGUUUAUUUUAGCAGAAGAAGAAGACAACAACAUCAUGAAUCUGACGCAGCGAAUGAAACUACUGAAGCACUUUGGCUCUCUGCCCCCGGAGUCUCCACCACCACCACCACCGCUGCUGGUGGUGCCUAAACCAGGUAUGGAGGAGCUCACAAUAUGGGAGCAACAUACAAUAACACUAAACAAAGAUUCCAAAGUGGGAUUUGGCUUUGCCAUUUCAGGAGGCAAAGACAAGAAUGACGGCGGGGAUUCAGCUGUGGUGGUGUCGGAUGUGCUGCCAAAUGGACCGGCCAUUGGACGACUGUUCACCAAAGACCAAAUUUCCAUGGUCAAUGGAGUAUCCAUGGAGAAUGUCCACUCUAACUACACCAUUCAGAUUCUCAAGACAUGUGGCAAGACUGCAAACGUGACAGUGAAACGCCCUCGCAAGAUCCAGAUCCCAGCAACCACCAGACCGACUCGGGCUGCCUCCCAUUCCAACCUGCUGGAAAACGACCCUCCCAGACGAACGCGACGCUACUCUGACGGCAGCGACAACCGGGACCACAACCGUUACCGCGCCCGCAGCGCCUCACCCGACCGCAACGGGCAUGGGAACACACUACCGUUGUCGUCGGGGUACAAGAGGCUGCCGCCUCAGGACGUUGUAGAGAAACCCAUCAGAACUACACUGCUUAAAAAGAGAAUCACCGAUGAGUAUGGAUUGAAGCUGGGCAGCCAGAUCUUCAUCAAGCACAUGACAGAAACAGGCCUGGCUGCAAAAGAAGGAACGCUGCAGGAGGGAGACCUCAUCCUCAAGAUCAAUGGCAUGACGACGGAGAAUCUGUCCCUGCUGGAGACCAAGCACCUGGUGGAGAAGAGCCGGGGCAAACUGACCAUGACGGUCCUCAGGGACGACCGCAGGUUCCUGGUCAGCAUCCCAGAGGUGGAGGACAGCGCCCCCAACAGUGAUAACGACCGCCGCCGAAACAGCAGCUCCGAACUUGAGGACAUUUCGGACCUUGACGAAGAUGCCCCGACUCACAGAGCAUCACGUCAACCCAACAGAGAGAAACGGACACGCAGAACGAGAGCUGAAGCUCCUCCAGCCAAGUCUCGGGAUUCAUCACCGAUGCGCUCCACCUUGACUCGGCCUCCCGUAAAAAGCUACGCCUCUCGCAGAGCUCCAUCUGAGUCUGAGUCGGACCGCAGUGCCUCUCCUCCUCUUGUCAGGAGAGAAAGUCCGGACAUGAGGGAUCACUCCAGCAAAUACAAAUCUCUGUCUGGUAUGUCCAUCCUCCCCAACCCCCAGUCCUCUCCUGUGGCCCCCAGCUGGACCGCCUCUCGUGCGUCCUCUUCCGCCUCACGGCCUCGCAGGCCGGUGUCGGACUCCGACUCUGACCGCAGCGGUUCCCCUCCGCCACGCAGACCGAGCCCCCGUCCAAACAGCAGAUACAAAGUUCUUCCUGAUCUGGCCCACACAGGACUGAGAGCCUCCCCCAUCAAUGUUCGCAACGAGCCUCACAGGAGGGUCAGCUCUCCUCUCAGAGUCCCGCCCCCAGACUCUGAUUCUGAUUCGGAAGUCGGCCCGGGGCCUCCUCAGAGGCAGAGCACCACCUACAACCAGGACUCCCUCAGCAGAUACAGAGUCCUGCCAGAUGUUGCCCUGCAGCCCCAGAUGGAGACGCGGCGAUGGAACCCACCCAGCGUCACUACCAGCAAUCCGCCGCAGAAAGCUCGUUCAGAGUCUGAAUCAGAGGCCAGUUACGCAUCCGUACCUCGCAGGGAAUCUACAGGCAGCACAACCUCCAACAAGGCAAACAACCGAUACAGAGUCCUGCCUGACAUAAAAUCCACUUCAGUCGCCUUGAAGCAGGAGCCUCCUCGUCGCGCCCCUUCACCCACCAGACCUCCUCCUGACGAUUCCUCAGAGUCGGACCAGCUUUCACAACUCAGGAGGUCUGGGAGCUCUGAGCGGGACGAGACCCACCGCAGAGCUCCUCGUCCUGCUAAUGGAACUGGCACCCUCAAGUCUGGGAUUUCAGUGAAGAGCAACCCACCCACCUACUCAAAGCCUGUAGAAGAGCCGAUCUACUCCCUCCCUCCAGACUCGUACCCAGCACCUAAUCCAGGGUACAGCUCAGACCUUCACACCGUGUCGUUUGAGAAGGAGGGCAGUGUGGGCCUGAGGCUCGUGGGGGGCAACGACGUCGGCAUAUUUGUAGGUGGAGUUCAGCCAAACAGCCCGGCGUACAUAGAGGGGAUGAAAGAGGGAGACCAGAUCAUGCAGGUAAAUAAAGUAGAUUUUGGUCAAUUCACACGAGAAGAGGCAGCCAACUUCCUCCUGAACAUCAAGACAGGACAGCGGGUUGAAAUCCGCACUCAGAACAAGAUGGACAUUUAUAAGAAGAUCAUCAAGUCCAACCUGGCAGACAACUUCUAUGUUCGCACCCACUUUGACCACGAGGCAGAAGGCCCCAUUGGUCUGAGCUUCACCAGAGGAGAGGUGUUCAGGGUGGUGGACACAAUGCACCGCGGGAAGCUGGGCAACUGGCUGGCCAGCCGCAUGGGGAACGACCUGCACGAGAUGGAUAAAGGCACCAUCCCCAACCAAGCCAGGGCUGAGACGUUUGCCAGCAUAGAGCAGUCGCAGCGGGUGAGCGGAGAGAGGCAGGUGUCGGGGCCUAGAGCCGAGUUCUGGAAACUACGGGGGCUCAGAGGGAACAAGAAGAAUGAAAAGAACGUCCGCCGGUCUCGUGACGACCUGCUGCAGCUCACCAUUCAGGGAAAAUUCCCGGCCUAUGAGAGAGUCCUGCUCCGAGAAGCUAAUUUCAAACGACCCAUCGUCAUUCUGGGUCCUCUUAAUGAUAUCGCCAUGGAGAAGCUGGCCAGAGAGAAGCCUGAUGAAUACGAAGCGGCAGACAUGGUUCCUCGCAGUGGAGGAGGAGGAGACGGCGGCUCCACCGUUAUUAAACUGGACACUGUGAGGAGAAUAGCAGAGAAGGACAAGCACCCUCUCCUGGACAUCACUCCCACUGCAGUGGAAAGGCUGAACUACAUCCAGUACCACCCGAUGGUGCUGUUCCUGGACCCUCACAGCCGCAAGGACGUCAAGGCCAUGAGGCAGAGGUACAGCCCCAACUCCAACAAGAGCUCCAGACGCCUCUACACCCAGGCCCUUAAGAUGAGGAAACACUGCAGCCACCUUUUCUCAGCACGUAUUGACCUGCAGCCCAGCUCCAAUGUUUGGUAUGAGAGUCUAAAGGAUAAGAUCCGCCACCAACAGUCAAAACCUGUCUGGGUGUCUGAAGUGACGUUGGAGAGUGGUGGAGAACAGGACUUGGAUGCUCUGGAUCAAACCCAGUCGGACUACCUCAGUGCUGCCAGUGACCUGGAGGACACUGACGGGGAGCCCUUCACCGACGGAGAGGCCUACACCGACAACGAGGACCUGGAGGAGGCUUACGCCGGUCAGAACACCGACACGCUCCCCAGAGGCUCCAGGUUAGCUGGAGCUGCUUUAGCCCGAUCAUCUGAGCCCGCGUAUGGGCACCACAGCCCCUCCGAUGACGAGGAGCCUCGCGCCUUCGAGGAGCCUCGCGCCGACAAGUACUCGCUCAGAGAAGUCCCUCCGUUAAUGAACGUGCCUGAGCCCAGGGUGCCCCGCCGGGAGAGUUACAGCCCGCCUCACAGCCCUGCCGAGGAGGAAAACCCCUCUCAUCGCAGUUUUACAGACUCAGACUUCAGUGCGUUUGAUCCCAUUACACCGACCACUCCCUCAGAAGGACCCCCAGAUUUUAUAGCCCCCGACCCGUCCACCCGGUACUCCGUGACCGAGCCUUCAUACGCCGAGGCCCGGCCUGAGAGCCCUCGACAUGCCAGCCUGUCUUUUAUCGAGGAUAAACUACAACAGGCUCGCUCUGCAGAGCCACAGGCUCAACCUGUGGAGGAGAAGAAGGGCCCUCAGUUCAUCGUGCUAGCACAUCAUCACCAAGCAGUUCAGUUCAGACGCACGCAGAUCCGAGGCAGCGAUAGCUCGGACGAUGACGAGGAGGAGGAGGAGGUAGAUGACAUUGAAUGGGGUCCUGCCACAGAACUCUAGAGUCUGCAUCGAGGAUUAAAGCUGGAGUCGUCUGAUCUAACGAGGACACGGAAACUAUUUCACUCCCCCAAGAAUCUCUCUUGGAUCGUUUUGUACAUUUUCUCUGCAGAACCAAGAAAGUUUUGUCUGAAGAUGUUGGUCGGCCUUCGCUGAGGGCCUUGUUCAGGUGUGGGAUGUACUAACCCUAACCUUUAACAGAUUACUAGGAGAUUUAACAUCUAAAGAAAGGUUCUGGGUGCCUGAGUACCUCAUAUUUUUUAUUUAAAUAACCGCAUGUCAAACAAAUCAACUCGCCCUUUGUUACAGCUGCUGUAUGUAACAUAUAAACAAAUUCUAGUUUUAUUAGAAAUCAUACCAAAUGAGUCUUUUCAUAGAAAUAUGCAAGAACAUUUAUGAAAUGUUUGGAUGCCUCUUUAACUUUUUCUACAUUAAACUGUUUUCCUGAUUUCAAACGUGGGUUUGUUCAAUCGUACAAAAUGGAAAAACGCCAUAACUCUUAUGCUUUCACAUAAGUAAAUUAGGGCUGUCAAAAUGAACGUGAUAAAAACAUGUUAACGCAAAUUCGUUUUAAAUUAAAUUCUGGCUAGGAAAAA
Messenger RNA from Sebastes umbrosus (honeycomb rockfish), 4934 nucleotides. It is a transcript of the gene tjp3, whose product is annotated as tight junction protein 3. Lineage: Eukaryota; Metazoa; Chordata; Actinopteri; Perciformes; Sebastidae. The transcript is spliced from 30 exons. Gene Ontology annotation, molecular function: cell adhesion molecule binding. Gene Ontology annotation, cellular component: bicellular tight junction; plasma membrane. Gene Ontology annotation, biological process: cell-cell junction organization; cell-cell adhesion; establishment of endothelial intestinal barrier. The record is from RefSeq and is a predicted model, not a curated record. The coding region runs from base 298 to 4341 and encodes 1347 amino acids.